AUGGCCUACCGCUCAUUGAAGUUCGUCCUUUUCGGCAGUCUUCUGGGCCUGUCCCGGGCAGGUGAGCCCUAUCCGGAGCGUGACGAAGUCUGCCUCUCGGCCUGCGAGCACACCCUCGACAAACAGACAUUCGUGCCCUCGUCAGCCAACGAAGAUGCCAAAGCGGAGCCCUGCACCAACGACCUCCAUCUGCAGUCGUUGUACAUCUGCGCCCAAUCUUACUGCGAGCAGCGAGAUGUCCAGCCCGGGUGGGACUUCCUAAGUCACACCUGUCGUCAUGAAGGAUAUCCUGCCCUCCCGCCGCUGUCGAGCUUCGUCGGUAUCUCUACAACCGACGCGAAGACGAUCAACUCAACCUCGAAGGGCAAGAAACUCAACACCACCGUCCUCGCAGACGAGAAGUUCUGGGACUUGGUUUUGGAGGGCACGACGCUCCGGGCACAGGCCCGAUGGACGAACCGCAGCCACCAGGAGGCUGCGUACAUCUUCUGGGGCAUCGUCAUGGGACUCGCGGCGGUCUUCAACCUCGGUUCCAGGUUAUCCGUUGUUCCACCGGCGUUUGUGUCUCGCAUCCUCCGCCCGGUCCGGGCCCACCUGAGCAUACCACCUGUGCUCGCCAAAGCCGCGCAACCAGUCCCCUCCAGACUGGAAGCCCUGAUAAUAGCCGCUUUCUUCGUCAUCAGUCUCAUACUAUGUGCGGUAGAAAUACACCGUCUCCCAGGGAGCUGGAUCUAUGUCAGCUUCAAGGAGCGGGGUGACCAGGCACAGAUCCUAUCACUUAUUGCUCGCCGGUCCGGUGAUAUGGCAAUAGCGAAUCUGGCCCUUAUCUGGCUAUUCAGUAUGAGAAAUAACCCGCUCAUCUUGAUCACUGGAUGGAGCUUUGCCACAUUCAACCAAUUCCACCGUUGGAUUGCCCGCAUCACGUUUCUCGAGCUGGUCGUCCACGCCGGAGUUUUCACCAAAUACCAGUUUGUCAAGGGCGGCCUGACGAGAUACAAAUACGUCUACCAGCAGCUCGAGUGGUGGGUAAUGGGUGUCGUGUCACUCGUGUUCUUUUCCCUCGUCCUGGGCUUUGCGGCCGCGCCUUCGCGUGCAAAGUUCUACGACAGCUUUCUAUUGAUGCACAUUCUAAUGGCUGUCGUGUUCUUUGCAACAUUGUGGUAUCACGUUGAACCGCAAUUCUUCACGGACUACCUGUGGCCCAUAGUGGCCAUUUGGCCUCUUGAGCGCUUGUUGAGAGCUGCUCGGUCCUUCAUCACCGGUGCCAAGGGGAUGGCAUCAGUCUCGGCGGACAACUCGGCUGGCUUGGUGAGAGUCGACGUCACGACACUACUGGGCAAGCGAACACCCACUCCUGGUAGUACUUACUACAUGUACACUCCGACCCGAUUCCCGUUCUACCAGUCCCACCCAUUCACAUUGGUGGCCUUCCCCAAUGCGCCGGGUGAAGAUUCCACAUCAAGCCUGGAAGAAGAGAAGGGACCCGGCAGUGUAUCAGUUCAUCCGGUUCCUGGUCCGUACGAAAGGCUGAACUACCGCUUCCUAAUCGCUCCACAGAAGGGAUUCACGAAACGUCUGAACAACUAUAUUGUAAAGGGCCAAAGAACGAGUGGGGAAGAGUCUGCAUCUCAACGCGUGCCAAUCCUGUUAGAAGGCCCAUACAAAGAGGAAGCAGAGUCGAUUGAUUUCCACUCCUGCCGGGACAUACUGCUGGUGAUUGGUGGAAGCGGUAUUUCAGUGGGAUUGUCUUGCAUCUACAGGGCUCUAUCCAUCCCCGAGACGACGAGUGUCACGCUGGUCUGGUCAGUGAGGAACUCAGAAUUGAUACGAUCGGUUGCCAAUGAGGAGUUGCAGUGUGCGCUCAGAGACUCGAGGUUUACGCUGAAGGGGUAA
Messenger RNA from Diaporthe batatas, 1893 nucleotides. RefSeq lists its product as uncharacterized. The coding region runs from base 1 to 1893 and encodes 630 amino acids. NCBI's taxonomy places the organism in Eukaryota, Fungi, Ascomycota, Sordariomycetes, Diaporthales, Diaporthaceae. Gene Ontology annotation, biological process: copper ion import; iron ion transport; intracellular iron ion homeostasis. Gene Ontology annotation, molecular function: ferric-chelate reductase activity. The record is from RefSeq and is a predicted model, not a curated record. Gene Ontology annotation, cellular component: plasma membrane. The transcript is spliced from 2 exons.